Carassius carassius (crucian carp) is the source of this 1009-nucleotide messenger RNA. Its product is annotated as SLA class II histocompatibility antigen, DQ haplotype D beta chain-like. The record is from RefSeq and is a predicted model, not a curated record. Lineage: Eukaryota; Metazoa; Chordata; Actinopteri; Cypriniformes; Cyprinidae. Gene Ontology annotation, biological process: positive regulation of T cell activation; immune response; peptide antigen assembly with MHC class II protein complex. The transcript has 6 exons. Gene Ontology annotation, cellular component: membrane; MHC class II protein complex. Gene Ontology annotation, molecular function: MHC class II protein complex binding. Bases 143 to 901 code for a protein of 252 amino acids.
GAUGUUUUUUAUCCGCUGAAUAUCGUCAGUAAGUCAAUUAAUCAUGUUAGCAUUAACAUCUGCUAGCCUCCCCGUUCAUCUCGAUGACACUUCCCCAGACAGUGGUGUGUUGUGCUGAGAGCACUUGAAGAACAACACAGAGAUGAGGACAUUCAGACUUGGACUUGUCUUGGUGGGCUUUGUUUUUUGUUGUGUCUCGUCUAAAGAUGUUUAUGUGUUCCAGGACAUCGAUGAAUGUGAGUUUAUCAGAGAAGAUUUGUCUGACAUGGUCUACACAGUGAAGCUGGUCUUCAACCAAAAGCUUCUGUGCAGCUAUGACUCGAGGUUGGGGAAGUACGUUGGUUACGAUGAGCUUGGGAUCAGAAGUGCUGAGCAUUUCAACAAUCAGAGCUGGAAGAUGAAACAGCGGAAGGAGGAGCUGGAAACAAUAUGCAGAGCUAAUGCCAGACUUUAUAUCAAAAGUGAAAAGAGAAAGGUGCCCCCCGUUGUUACUGUACGCUCCGAUAGUAAAGCUCGUUACGGUCAGCUGACCACGCUGGAGUGCCAUGCGUACGAUUUCUACCCCCAGGAUAUCAACAUCACCUGGCUGCUGGACGGGUCAGAGGUCACUGGAGACGUGGUCUCUACUGAAUUGAUGGAUAACGGUGACUGGAGCUACCAGAUGCACUCGUACCUGGAGCUGGUGCUGCACAGAGGAGUCCCAGUGAGCUGCAGAGUGGAGCACAGCGCUCUGGAGGAGCCCCUCGUCUCUCAGUGGGACUCGACCUCUCUCGAAACCAGAAUCAUAAAGUUAGCUGUGGGUUGCUCUUGUUUCUUUAUCGGCCUUGUUGUGACUAUUUCUGCUGCAUACUGGCACUACAAGAAACGGCACAGAGGUUUUACCUCUCUUGCCCUCAAUUGAGAGCUGGGUUGAACCAUUGAACAUCCACUCUGUGUGUGUGUGUGUGUAUUUAAAUAUUUUAUUUCCAUAUUAUUGCUCAUUUUAAUAAAGAAUUAAUGGCUUAACUUA